Molecule: messenger RNA, 2715 nt
Organism: Salvelinus sp. IW2-2015
Lineage: Eukaryota; Metazoa; Chordata; Actinopteri; Salmoniformes; Salmonidae
Source: RefSeq, a predicted model, not a curated record
GGUCCCAAAUCGUUCCCUUACCAUUUAAUGUUUGCAGAUCAGUAAUGUGGGAUCAGUAUGGUGAAAGCUUCUCCACUACACUGGUUAUCUCUAUCCAGGCCCUUCAGGUCAGAAAACAUUGGAGGGUUAGGGCUAAACGGAGGGGUAGGGAGAAAUUUGGGACCGGAUGACUGACAGAUAGAACAUGUUUUCGGACACAUCCCCCACCCUCUAGCUGUCCCAGAAUGUGUGUGACCUUUCUAUGACCUCUGCGCUUUGACCGGUCAGGCAGUGUGGGGGACUCCAUCUCGUCAACACGGCCUGACGUGUACGUGUCAGAUGACGGGGGGUACAAGUGGAGGGGUUCCUUGAGGGGGCCCCAUCACUACAGCAUCCUGGAUGCUGGGGGGCUCGUCGUGGCUGUGGAGGCCCACCCCAUGGACGGCCAAAUCAACACCAUCAAGUUCUCCACAGAUGAGGGCCAGUGUUGGAAGGUGUACAACUUUACAGAGCAGCCCAUCUUCUUCGCUGGCCUGACAUCCGAGCCGGGCACCAAGACCAUGAACAUCAGCRURUGGGGCUACCGGCCCGAGGACGACCACCAGCCCAUGUGGGUGGUGGUCACCAUUGACUUCCAGAGUCUCCUCACCAGAGAGUGUGGUAACCAGGACUAUGUUCAGUGGUUGGCCCAUGCCAGAGAGGGCGGGGACUUGGCCACAGAGGGGUGUGUCUUGGGCUUCAAGGAGAUCUUCAGGAGGCUGAGGAAGCUGUCCGUCUGCAGGAAUGGACGGGACUACGUGGUAAGCAGGCAGAAAAGCCCCUGCCCCUGCACCAGAGAGGACUACCUAUGUGACUAUGGUUACUAUCGUCAUGAGAACAGCUCAGAGUGUAUGAGACAACUGGACACUGCAGACCACGCCCUGGAGGUGUGUCUAAAUGGAGAGGAGGAGGAGCUUAGGACGUCGGGGUACCGUAAGGUUCCCAGUGAUAAGUGUGAGGGAGGUUUCACUCCCCUGCGCAGAAAGGAAACAGUCAACAGGCACUGUGGGAACUCCAGUCAGCCCCCCACUGCCAGCCCAUAUUCUGAAACCCCGAGAGAGAAGAUGCUGUUGAUCGUACUUUGUGUUGGAUUAGGGAUUGUCAUUCUGGUGGCUGUUGCCGCUGCUGUCUAUACUGUAAGGAGAAUGGUUUAAUGGGAAAUAGGGCGCCAACGUAUCGCUUCUCUGUCCUGCAGCUUCAGGACGACGACUGCUCCAUUGCCGCCGACCCAGAGAGUGUUGCCAGUAGCAACGGAACAUCAGUCUUCCAAGUGGAUUCAGAUGAUGAUCUUAUUGAAUGAACAACAUGAGAUUAAAUAUCUUGACGAUGAUCUCCAGAGCUUGGCCAUUUGGAUGUAUGGCAUUCCACUUGUUGUAUUACGUACCUGUUGCAUCUCAAUGGAAARAUGUCUAGGGUUUGUAAGGAACAAAUUGCGAAUGUCAUGUAGAUGGCAUGCAGAUGUCCCAAGCUGUUUAUUGAGCGAAGAACACUUCCCACUGGACACACACUGGUUGAACCAACGUAGAAUAGACGUUGAAUUGAGUUUACUUCAAGUUUCACUGCUCUGUUAUUAAGUAUUUCAUGAAUUAACAGUUUGUCUCUGUCUGAUGAUAUUAUUUAUGUGUGGAACACUGUCUUCAACUUGCACAAUUUUGGAUGGCGCUUGCAAUGCAAUUGAUAGUGGGUUCGAUUCCCGGGACCACCCGUGUGUAAAAUGUAUGCACGCAUGACUGUAAGUCAAUUUGGAUAAAAGCAUCUGCUAAAUGGCCCAUAUUUAUUAUUAUUAUUAUUAUUUUUAUUACCACUGUUCACUAGUCUGUAUUUUGAUGAGGCCCUGAAUAAUGUGCAUUCCUAAUAAAUCAACACAGUAAUGUUAGAAUAGCGAUGUAAUGGAAAUAAAGUGCCUGAUUACCUCAAWUAUUCUGUAWUUACUCUGCAGGAACAAUCAACUGUUAUCUGUUAUUCACUGUGAAUUUAUUCCUMAUKUCUCUAUUUCUUUAUCUUUAACUCUGCAUUGUUGGAAAAGGCCCUGUGAGUAAGCAUUUCACUGUUAGUCUACACCCCUUGUUUAUGAAGCAUGUGACAAAUAACAUAUGAUCGAUUUGACAUGUAGAGUGGAUCCACAGCAAGUAGAGAUUACUAUCAACUUGUUUUGUAUUUGAAUAGAUUAUCUUCUGUUAGUCAGCACCUCACCUAAAGUGUCUAUGUUCUUUAAUUGUUUUACUUCCUAGAUGGAUUUUGUUUUGCCUUAUUGCUUACCUGUACAAUGUGCCUUAUGGACUAGGUCUCCACCCGAUGGCUUCCACUUGUUCUUUCUGGACAGGACCACCCACAAAUGAAAUCCCUGUUUGAAUUCUUUAAAAGUGCAUCAUUCCUUCCUCGUUGAUUAGAAAUAAUUGGAAAGGUAAAAGCCAUGUGAUGGUGCUCUUGCAUUUACUUGUCCAAUCUUGUAAUAAUAAUCAAUGAUUGCCGGAUGCAGGAGGAAGGAUGCACUUUUCAUUCAACUACUCUCCCCACACAAGAGGGCGCUGUGCAGCAUAUCCUCUCCCAAAGGGGUUUUGCCAAGUUUUGUGUCUAUGCUUUGCCCCUCCUUUAGAGCUGAUGUGACUUUGAGUGUGUGUCAUGAACAACAGCACUAGCAACUAAAGUGAAAUUGGCUGUUUGCCUUCAAAAUAAAAGUCCCCCAUUGAAACUGAU